CGCGGCGACGAACACCGCGGCGCUGACGCUGCCGAGGAUCGUGGUCCCGAGCGCGCCGCCGAGCUCGUAGCCGGUCUCGGAGAUCGCCGACGCCGCGCCCGCGCGCUCCGGCGGGGCCGCGGCCACGACGACGUCGUUGGUCAGCGCCUCGGCGAGCGCGAUCCCGCCGCCGGCGAGGGCGAACCCGGCCACGAUCGCGGCCAGGGCCGCCGGUGCGGCGGCGAGCACCACGAGGCCGGUGGCGCCGAGGACGAGGCCCCCGGUGACGACCGCCCGCAGCGCCAGGCGCCGGGCGAUCCGCGCCGCGAGCAGGGAGCCCGCCACGCCCGCGAGCAUGCCGGGCACCAUCCACAGCGCCGCCUCGAGCGGCCGGUACCCGAGGACCAGCUGCAGGUGCUGGGGGAGCAGCAGCAGCAGGCCGACCAGUGCGACGACGCUGAGCAGGUUGGUCACCACGGCCGCGGAGAACGGGCGGUGGGCCAGCAGCGACAGGUCGAGCAGGGGGUGGCGCAGCGUCCGCUGACGGGCGACGAAGGCGACCCCGGCGCCGACGCCGACCGCCGCCGUGAGGCCGGCGACCAGCGUCGGGCCCUCGGUGGCGACCGACUUCAGCGCGUAGACCACGGGGAGCACGGCGACCAGGGCCAGGCCCGCCGAGAGCAGGUCGAACGGGCCCGGGUGCGGGUCACGGCUCUCGGGCAGCACGAACGGGCCGACCGCGAGCAGGGCGACCGUGACGGGCACCGCGAUGAGGAAGACCGCGUGCCACGUGAAGUGCUCGAGCAGCCACCCGCCGAUCACCGGCCCGGCGGCCGCGCCCCCGGCGAACGCCGCCGACCACACCGCGACGGCGCCGCGACGGGCCCGCGGCUCGGGGAACACGGUCUUGAUCAGCGACAGCGUCGAGGGCAUCAGCGUCGCCCCGCCGAUCCCGAGCAGCGCGCGGGCGGCGAUGAGCGCCUCGGCGCUGGGGGCGAGCGCGGCCGCGACCGAGGCCAGACCGAAGGCCGCGGCCCCGACGAGCAGCAGCUUCCGGCGCCCGAUGCGGUCGCCCAGCCCGCCCAUGACGAUGAGCAGCCCCGCGAGGACGAACGAGUAGAUGUCGACCAUCCAGAGCUGCUGCGCCCCGCUCGGCGCGAGGUCCGCGUCGAUGGCGGGCAGCGCCGCACCCAGGACCGUCAUGUCGACGCUGAUGAGCAGGACGGGCAGCGUCAGCACCGCGAGCGCGACCCGCGACCGCAUGGCCAUGAUCUCCUCCGUAUUCGUACCGUCCGGACGGUGCAGUUACGAAAGUACACCGUCUGGACGGUAAGGUCGAGGGGUGCCUCGGCCGUCCCAGCGCGACCGCGUCCUCGACGCGUACACCGACAUCGUCGUGACCACCGGGCCCGAGACGGUGACCCUCGAGGGCGUCGCCGCCGCCGCCGGGGUGUCGAAGGGCGGCCUGCUCUACCACUUCGGCAGCAAGGACGCCCUGCUCGGGGGCCUGCUGGCGCGCGCGGAGGAGCUCAACGAGGUCGACAUCGCGGCGGGCCACGCCGACCCGACGGGCCUCGCCGCCUACUACCUGCGGACGUCGUUCGUCGGCGCCGACGACCCGAACUACCGGGCCACGAUCGCGCUCUACAAGCUCGCCUCCACCGAGCCGCGCGCCGCCGACCUCGCCCGCACCAUGCUCGACCGCUGGCGCGCCGAGCUCGCCGGCGUGCUCGGCGACCCGCUGACCGCAGACCUCGUCGCGACCCUGGGCGACGGCAUCUACCUGCGCGCCAUCGUCGGCGACCCGAGCGCCGAGCUCGACCGCCGCGCCGAGGAGGUCCUCGCGCGCCUCCUGGGGCCGGCGUGAGCGUCCUGCGCCGCGCGGGCCCCGACGACGCGGUCCCGCUCACCGACCUCCGCGCGAUCAUGCUCGACCGCAUGGCCGAGGGGCCGCGGGCGGCGGGCGAUCGCGG
Theobroma umbraticum is the source of this 1952-nucleotide messenger RNA. Lineage: Eukaryota; Viridiplantae; Streptophyta; Magnoliopsida; Malvales; Malvaceae. The record is from RefSeq and is a predicted model, not a curated record.